Messenger RNA from Giardia duodenalis, 2553 nucleotides. RefSeq names its product ATP-dependent DNA helicase recQ. Bases 1 to 2553 code for a protein of 850 amino acids. Gene Ontology annotation, cellular component: cytoplasm; chromosome; nucleus. The record is from RefSeq and is a predicted model, not a curated record. NCBI's taxonomy places the organism in Eukaryota, Fornicata, Diplomonadida, Hexamitidae. Gene Ontology annotation, biological process: double-strand break repair via homologous recombination. Gene Ontology annotation, molecular function: ATP binding; four-way junction helicase activity; nucleic acid binding. The transcript has a single exon.
AUGCUGAGCAAUGCCUUGGACUCCUACGAGGCUAUUAUUAACUCGGAUCCUCAUUGCAUAAAGGCUAUUCAGGAACGAGGCACACGAUUGCACAAAGAAGUAAGAUGUCAGUGCUUACAGUCCAUAAAUGCUUUGCUGAACAACAAACCGCACAACACUCUGGCUAGGAUGCAGAAUAUAGAGGCUAAGAUAGCAAAAGUAUACGUUGGUCUAAAUCCCGUCCCUGAGCUUCUAGCCUAUAGUUCUUGUGAUAAGAGGACAGAUCUAUCAGCCGACAUGCAGAAAGCUGGAUUAAUUGCAAUGUAUAUGGGUAUAUCUGAGCUUCGAGCCGAACAGAAGGCCGUUAUUCAUGCGUCCCUAGCCGGAAAGUCUGCACUGGUGGACUUUCCCACGGGUUUUGGAAAGUCCGUAUGCUUUAUCCUGCCUGCCCUUCUGCAAACUUCUAUCACAGUCGUUAUUGUCCCAUUUGUAUCCAUUAUUGAGUCGCACCUGCACAGUUUUGCAUCUCUACACGCCAAUGCGCCAGACCUCUCGGCCAUACUUGGGUCUCAGCUGCCAAUCUCUAUCCACGACCUAGUUGGGUGCUUCAUAGGUAAAGAUAACAGGGCACGUUAUCUUAAAAAGGAGCUCCAUCCCUUUGCAAUGGACUAUAGGACCAUUCUAGAGCUCUGCAACAAGGAUUCCGAGCAUGGCAAAGGCUCACCUGUCACGGGUCUCUUCAACAAGCGUCUCAUCUACACAACACCGGAAUCGUUCCUGAUAUUACAUGACACUGUCUGGUACCCAUUGGCGCAAAGUAAGAGAUUGAACCGCAUUGUCGUCGAUGAGUGUCACAUACUUAUCACCUGGGCGUUUUUGUUUAAAAAGGAUUAUAUUGUUGUUUGUAAGAAGGCAUCCUGGCUUCGGAGAAUCUUUCACACCAAUCUAUCCCUCUUGUCUGGAUCUCUCACGGAAGCAAAGCGGAAUUUACUACUAUCGUGGAUAUGGAGCGGCAGUGGUUUAUAUUACUUUACUAUAGAUCGUAUAAUACCGUCCAAUGUUCGAUUUAUAAUUACUCGGUGUGCUGAUCAAGGUGAGGUACUUCAACGAGGCCUAGCUCAAGCGGAACACUAUGUUUCCAAGAGUGGCACUACACCCAUGAAUCAGGGUAAUUUAGAUUGCAAAGGAAUUAUCUUCUGCUUGACAAAGGGUGAGUGUGUCACUAUCUGCAAGUUACUGAAGAGUAAAGGGAUAUCUGCUCUUCCUUUUCACUCGACCACAAACAACACACUAUCCACAAUUGCGAAGGCAGAUGUUGUUGUUGCUACAAGCUCUCUUUCCCACGGUGUUGACCUUCACGACGUGAACUUUGUUGUUGUCUGUGGCUGCUGCUUCUCCAUCAACGAGCUGAUUCAGUAUGGAGGCCGGUGUGGUCGCCGCGGCCAGCCUGCAGACUAUCACUUUAUCUAUAGCAGUACAGACAUGCUGCGGAGUCUUCAUCUCAAGUUGGUAACAGAGCAGGACAAACCGGAGAAGAUAGUUGGCGUUGGUGACAUGAGUAGUCAGCGUAUUCGGGACGACUUGAUAAAGUACACCUCGUUCUUUAGCACAGAAGAAUUCUUUCAGUUGGGCCGAUUCCUUGGGGCUGUAAGUUCUUUAGAUAAGCAGGACGAUAUCAAGAACUCCUUGUCACAGCAUAUGAAGCAGGCUAUGGUCGACUCCGGAGAGGAUGUGUCUCUAAAGCACAAGCAGAUGUUUGUUACUAUAGUCCUUCUGAUUUACUACUUAACAACUGCCUUCAAUAUGUACAAGAACAAGAUAGUAUCACGGCCUCAGACCAAUCCUAGCGUGGAGCCACCCCUAGCUUAUCGGUCAUGUGCGCUUGAGCCUACCUAUCAGGAUUCUAGGUUGACACUCUUAGUCAGGCUAGAUUUUAUUGUGGCCAUACUCACUGGUAACCGUGAUCAUGUUAAGUGCAUCCUCAUACAGUGUUUUUCUAAUGACUACUUAUCUGGGAAGAAGUUUUCGCUUGCAAUACUGGCAAGCGCAUUACUGGAUCAACUAACUGCAUAUAGAAGUUCUUUACUGCAUGAAGGGAGACCAGCAACAAACAAAUCUGAAUAUACAUCCAGGUUUGAAUCCAUUUUAAAUUUCGCAUCAAGUAACCAUCUUCCUAUUCUUAGGCUUCAGUGGCCGGCGUCAGCCAAGAGAGUUAGCCUAGAUGAUGCUGAUGAGGAUGACGGCAUGACUCCUUCUCUUCAAUUAAAGGUAGAUGAGACAGAGUCUGUAGUGGAAAUUCUGCAAAGCUUUGUAAAAAAAGUACUAAAAGUGUGUUGCUGCACUAAUGGCGCAGAGCAGGUAGCGACCGAAAAAGAAAUUAUAGAUACCGUUCUCUAUUUUCUGCAAAUUAAGGGCCUGUAUAUAGAGUCAGCUGCUGAUCCCUGUAGACAUGUAUAUAACGUACGGGUAUCUGCGUCUACAAGCAAUUUCUGCCUUAUUUUAUGGACAAGGACGGCCGAGCUAUUUGUCAAGUACAUGGGCACGUUUGCCUGGAUAUCAAAAGAAUACGAAUAG